Emiliania huxleyi CCMP1516 is the source of this 589-nucleotide messenger RNA. RefSeq lists its product as hypothetical. The transcript has a single exon. The coding region runs from base 207 to 374 and encodes 55 amino acids. The record is from RefSeq and is a predicted model, not a curated record. Lineage: Eukaryota; Haptophyta; Isochrysidales; Noelaerhabdaceae.
CUCGGAUCAUCUCGGGCCAUCUCGGCUCAUCUCGGCUCAUCUCGGCGCAUCUCGGCUCAUCUCGGCGCAUCUCGGCGCAUCUCGGCGCAUCUCGGCGCAUCUCGGCGCAUCUCGGCGCAUCUCGGCGCAUCUCGGCGCAUCUCGGCGCAUCUCGGCGCAUCUCGGUAGGCAUCCACGCCGCGUACGGCGGGUUCGAGGUGAGCGACAUGGAGGUGCGCUGGCCGGCCAGCGCCUUCGCCGCCAACAAGGCCGACCACCCGCACCUCGACUACGGGCUGCUCGAGCGCGACACGAGGUCGCAGGGCCGCGUGCGCAAGGGUGCGCCCUUCCUCGCGCCGGGGGCGCCGACGUGGGCAGCGGCCGACGCGGCCUGAGAACAGGGCCGGGUGAAGUGCAGUAUGCCACGUACCGGCGCUAAGAGCUGGCUGUACAGUAGCGCCUUACCGAUAUCUCGAUCGGUUGCGCACGCACAUUGUUGUGCGACCUGAGCUCGGUUGUCUGCCGAGAAACGUAUAGUGGCGAGUAAAGCCGUAGGCACGCGCACAGUUGCGAGUACGUGUACACUACAGUUUGGCGCCACCGUACCCGU